AUGGCGUCGCCAGCGAUGCUGCCGUCGUUACCAGACGACUUGAUCUCCGAAAUACUCUCAUGGGUGCUGGUCAAGUCCGCGUGCAGAUUCUGCUGCGUGUCCAGGGGGUGGCACGCCCUCAUCUCCGGGCCGGCGUUCGUCGCCACGCACAGGUCCCGCACCGACCCGCAGCUUCUCCUCCUCGCCACCAGCUACCACCACAAGGAACACGGCCGCAGAAGCUACGACCUACAAUUGCUGGACGUGGAUGGUGAGGUCGUGCGAGUGAACAAGAGCGUAGGCGCCUUUUGGACCAUCUGCUACGGUCGUGACGACGCCCUAGUCUGUGUCACCUUCGGUUUCUGCAAGCCCCGGGACUUUCUUGUGGCCAAUGUGAUCAAUCCGGCGACCGGAAGUGUGCUCGUGAAAACCACGGAGUUGGAUGAUGGAGCAUCCUACGACGUCUACAUGGGGGACUUCACCGUUGGUUGUGCGGCCCCGUCUGGCGCGUACAAGGUGGUACGCCUCAUGGGCAACGAUCCUCAUCGGCCUUGGAAGGUUCUCACCUUGGGAGAUGGUGCCAAGUGGAGGCAGGUGGGGUUUCCCGCAGCCACGCAGUCUACCAGAUAUGACCGGGGACCUGUGGUCACAAUCGCCGGUGUCAUGCAUUUUCUUUACACAUCGGAAACAUCGUGCGAGGAUUAUAUAUUCCGCCUUGAUCUCGAGAGUGAGAAAUGGGUGGCGACGCUCAAAGGCCCAACAAGUGACGAGUUACAAAUGGAUGUGUUGAUAAAAUAUCUUCUCCGGUUCAAUAAUGACACCCUCUGCUUGGUUCAGUGGGAGAAACGCUUGACCAACAAUGUGUGCUCGAACAUAUGGCUCCUAACUGAUCACGCUAAAGGCACCUGGGUAAAGGCGUACACGGUAUCGACAGAUUCAAUCACCGGUCUGCUAAUACCUUUGAGGAUGAUGCGUGAUAGUCCAAAGAUGCUUUUGUAUGGCUUCAUCGGCGCUACAAGUGUAUGA
Messenger RNA from Aegilops tauschii subsp. strangulata, 1005 nucleotides. RefSeq names its product putative F-box protein At3g10240. Gene Ontology annotation, molecular function: protein binding. The record is from RefSeq and is a predicted model, not a curated record. NCBI's taxonomy places the organism in Eukaryota, Viridiplantae, Streptophyta, Magnoliopsida, Poales, Poaceae.